Messenger RNA from Zingiber officinale, 1509 nucleotides. RefSeq lists its product as uncharacterized. The transcript has a single exon. Bases 167 to 1390 code for a protein of 407 amino acids. The record is from RefSeq and is a predicted model, not a curated record. NCBI's taxonomy places the organism in Eukaryota, Viridiplantae, Streptophyta, Magnoliopsida, Zingiberales, Zingiberaceae.
CCCUACCGCCGCUACUUGCUCCCCAACCAGAUUCCACAGCCCUUUUGCCUCCCCUUCAACUGCCCCAACCACUCACUCACCUCGCCUGCCCGCUGUUAUAUCCCACGUCGUCGCCGUGCACCUCCCUUCUCGUCCAUGCACGCAUUCAAGGCCCUCGUGCAUCUCCAUGGACACCGCCACCGACCAGCACGCCCUCCCCAGCCCCCCUUUGGUCCUCCACGCUCCUCUCAUCUCCACUCGCCGCUCUUCCACCUCCCUCUGCCACAACGCCCUCGCCCACUCCACCUCUGCCCUCCGGUUGAGGGUCCCCUUCUCCUGGGAGACCUCCCCAGGCGUCCCCAGGUCUCGCGUUAACGGCUCCGACUCCGACAACCCGCCGCCUCCCAAGCUUCCGCCGGGCCGGCGGUGGGCGGACGACGACGAAGACGAGACGAACCGGAAGCUGGUGCGGGUCCUCGGUUACGAUCCGUAUGCCUCCGGCUCCAGCGAAGAAGGAGAAGAGGACUUGUUUUCUGAUGCGCUGGAGAAGAUCUCCACGUCGGACAGGUUCGACGUCGCCUGCAGGCUGAGCUCGUUCGGCGCUUAUAAGUCCCCCGGCUUCAUCAUGGACCGGUUUCUUCCGGCGGCCAACGCGUUAGCCAAGUCCUCCGUCCGCAGCCUCGACGGCGGGCGACGAGGCCGCCGGGAUUCUUCCCCCUCGCAUCAACUGCAGAGGGAGGCGAUCUGCAGGGCGAGGCUCAAGCAGCGGCCUUCGGUGCUGGCCAAUGAUCCCCGCCGCGACGUCCUUCCCCCGUUGGAUCCCUACGCUGAGGCUCGAGCAGAGUCGCCGUCCAUGGCCUGCGGAUUGAUGCUUUUCUUCCCGUGGAGCUUCAAGCCCACUGUCUGCGGCUUCAAGAGCCCGGCUCGAACGACCGGCACGCCAAGGUCGGUCUCCGGCCUCUGUUCCACUCCGAACAAACUCUACACUGGUAACUACGUCGACCAGGGGACCAGCUCUAUCACCUUCAAGAGCCCCCUCCGAGCCCGAAACCUCAGCGACGGAUGGAGCUCUGACGAGGAGGACAACGGAGGCGGCAGCAGAGGCGGCGGAGGCCGCUACGUGGAGAAGUUGAGUGUGAAGGUGAGGCAUUCUCACGGGUGGAGGAUGCCCUUUCUUGACACAAGCAGAUUGAGCAGCACGGCGAGCCGAGUGGAGAAGUGGAAAGACAAGGCAAGAAUAACGAGAGUCGGAGGUAAUGACGCAGAGAGAAAGGAGAGGAGGAGCAAUGAAGUGGUUGCUCCGGCGCCGGAGAGCAGAAGAAGCCACAGCUCAAGGAGGUUGCCUCAGCUUGCAUCCCCCUCUCAGUCCUGGCUCGCUCAGGCUUUUGGCUCCAUUAAUAAGAAACCCUAAAUAAUUAAGUUUGCCUACAAUAUCUAUAUGUUUUAGUGAAGAUAUAAAAGAAUAAGUAUAUAAAGAAAAAAAAUUGUGAAGGUAUAAAAGAAUAAGUCUGUCAAUAAUGAUAUACAUUU